This is a messenger RNA of Spinacia oleracea (spinach), 3237 nucleotides long. RefSeq names its product probable inactive leucine-rich repeat receptor-like protein kinase At3g03770. The transcript is spliced from 8 exons. The coding region runs from base 679 to 3060 and encodes 793 amino acids. The record is from RefSeq and is a predicted model, not a curated record. Lineage: Eukaryota; Viridiplantae; Streptophyta; Magnoliopsida; Caryophyllales; Amaranthaceae. Gene Ontology annotation, biological process: protein phosphorylation. Gene Ontology annotation, molecular function: protein binding; protein kinase activity; ATP binding.
AAAGCAUAUAGAGAACAUGGAAUUAAAAUUUACUGAUUUCUACCAAAAUAAUUAAAAUUAGUACAGAUUAAAGUUCUCAAGAACAACCCCACCCAACACAAACAUCUUCUGCUAAGAAUCUUUCUUUUGCUCUUUUUCCCUUUUUCCAGUCUUCCAUUUUCCCUCCACAACUAUGGCUUCUUUCAGUUGUCCCAAAUAAAGCCACCUUUAAUAUUUGUUUAAAUAAUGCAAAACAAGAAAAAGAAAAAGAGAGAUAAUUUUAUAAAGUGUCGGUUUAUGAAUUUUGAGUGACUCUGAAAUCUCAUCUUCCUUAAUAUGCAAUAAAAUGAAACAUAAAAAAUAGUCCUAGAAUAAAUUUGGAUUGUUUUUUUUUUUUUUGGAAUUCUCCUUAAAAAAAAGUCAGAAAUUUGGAUUAAAGGGUGUUUGUUUUAUUUAUUUAUGGUUGAGAUUUUGAGGUUUUGUUUAGUCACAUAUGAUUGUGGGUUUCUGACAAUUUCCCUUGUUUUCUUCUCUGUUAAGAAGUAAUAUCAGGUGGGCAGUUGGAGUUGUUUUCUGUUGGUGUUUUAUGGAGCUCAAAGAUCAGUGAAUUCUCCAAGCUUUUCCUUACAAAGCUAGUGUAUGGGAAACUCCAAAUAUUGUGCAUAUUCAGAUUGUGUCAACAUUGAGAUUUGAGAACAGAUGGCAAAGGGAUUUAAACAGUCACUAAUCUUGCUUCUACUACUUAUUUCAAUCCGUAUUUCGCUCUCAGUGAAGCUACAGUCAUCACAAGUAGAGGCUCUUUUAAGAAUUCAGUCACUUCUGAACUUCCCUUCUGUUUUAAGCAACUGGAGUAAGAAAACAAAGUUCUGUAACUUGUACCCAUCUCCAUCUGUGACCGUUGUAUGCUAUGGAAAUAAUUUAACUCAACUUCAUAUAAGUGGAGAUAAUAAGGGAGCUCCAAAAUUGCCUCAUAAUUUCUCAAUUGAUUCUUUAGUCACAACACUUGCUAAUUUACCAAGCUUGAAGGUUCUGACUUUGGUUUCACUAGGUUUAUGGGGUUCGUUACCUGGAAAGAUCGAAGAUUUAUCUUCACUUGAGAUGCUUAAUAUAAGCUCAAACUUCUUAGAUGGGAAAAUCCCUGAGGAAAUUUCAUCUCUGACAAACCUUCAAGGUAUUGUACUUGAUGAUAACAUGUUUAGUGGUGAAAUCCCUGAUAUACUUGGUUCAUUUCCUGCUUUGAAUGCUCUGAGUUUGAGGAAUAACUCUUUCGAUGGGUCGUUACCAAAGAGUUUGGGGAAACUGAGUGGUCUCAGAGUUCUGACACUUGCAAAUAAUAAGUUUUCUGGAGAAAUACCUGAUCUUAGGGGACUGAAGAACCUUGAAAAGCUCAACCUGGAGAAUAACUCGCUUGGACCUGAUUUCCCUCAGCUUGAGAACAAAUUGGUGAUACUAAUCUUGAGAAAUAAUAAGUUCAGAUCUGGUAUUCCUGCUGAAAUUGAGUCAUAUUAUCAGCUCAAAAACCUGGACAUUUCUUCAAAUAAAUUCAUGGGACCGUUUCCUACAUCGUUGUUAUCCCUGCCCUCGAUUAACCAUCUGAACAUAGCAGGAAACAAGUUGACAGGAACUCUGUCUAGAAAAGUGUCAUGCAAUUAUGCACUUAAAUUUGUGGACUUGUCAUCCAAUCUGUUGACAGGUGACUUGCCUGAUUGCCUUGAAUCAAAGUCCAAGAAUCAAAUUGUACGUUAUAAAGGGAAUUGCUUAAAUAUGGCAGGUGAUGGUAGCCAGCAUGAAUAUUCCUUCUGCAGAAAUGAAGCAUUGGCUGCUGGGAUUGUAACUUCUAGCAAAAAGCAUGAACAAACAAAGAAAGCUAUCUUAGCUUCAUGCAUUGUCGGUGGAAUAUCAGUGUUGGCUGUGCUUAUUUUUCUGGUUUUGUGGCUGUUUAGACGAGUUUAUGCUAAGAAGAAACUUCAUGCUAAAACACCUAGAGUAAUAUCUGAAAAGGCUGCGACAAAUUACACAUCAUCAAAGCUUCUCACUGACGCAAAAGGAUAUAUAUCACAAACUAUGAAGCUUGGAGCACUUGGGAUUCCAGCAUAUCGGACAUUUUCAUUGGAAGAACUCGAGAUAGCCACAAAUAAGUUUGCUUCAACAGCAUUUAUGGGGGAAGGUUCUCAAGGUCAGAUGUAUAGGGGUCAGCUCAUAGACGGUUCUCUAGUUGCAAUUAGAUGCCUAAAGCUAAAAGAAAAUCACCCAAUUAAACAUUUGAUGCCUCACGUGGAACUAAUAGCUAACCUGAGACACCGCCAUUUAGUCAGUGCAAUUGGUCAUUGUUUCGAGUAUUACUUGGAGGACUCAACUGUUAGCAGUUUGUUCCUCGUAUUUGAAUAUGUACCAAAUGGGACACUAAGGAGUUGGAUCUCAGCUGGGCGUGCCAGAAGAAAGCUUACUUGGUCUCAACGUAUAGCAGCUUCUAUUGGAAUUGCGAAAGGAAUCGAGUUUCUUCAUACAGGGAUCACGCCAGGCAUCUUCUCAAAUAAUCUCAGGAUUACAGAUGUUUUAGUAGACCAGAACCUGUCUGCUAAAAUCAGUAGUUAUAAUCUUCCACUGUUGGCUGAAAAUAUGGGAAUGGUUACACACGGAGCUUCAACAAGGUCGAAAGAGGCUCACACAAGGAUAGAGCACGAAGACAAGAUGGACAUUUAUGACUUUGGUGUAAUAUUACUGGAAAUGAUCAUGGGAAUACAAAUUAAAACAAGGAGUGAGCUCAAUGCUGUAAGAAACCAGGUACAAGCGAGUCUUGAAGCAGAUGAAGCAACUCGAAGGAGCACAGUGGCUGAAGAAAUCCGAAACACUUACUCUGAUGAAUCACUAAAGACUAUGAUGGAAAUAUGCACUAGAUGUUUAUUAAAAGACCCGAGCCUUAGACCAUCCAUUGAAGAUAUAAUGUGGAACUUGCAGUUUGCUAGUCAGGUUCAGGAAGCAUGGCAAGGAGGAGAGUCGCGAUGCAGCAGCAGCAGCACCAGAGGCAGUUCCCCUGCAUCACCUCUUGAACUUCCAAAGUUAAGGUUCACCAUACAUUAACAAGGUGGAAAGGAUAAAGUAUUACUUAACCAUAUAUACUAAGUAGAAAGCAAACAAAUUAGUUUCUUGAAUUGCAUUUCGUUUUGUCAAAAGGUUGUAUCAUAUAUUCAGUGUUGUGCCUCACUCGAAUCUUUGGAAGUGCUAAUCAAAAGAACAAUCAAGUGUGUGUUGACAAAA